CUCAACCUCGUCUCUCUUCUGCCCUUCGCUUUCUCAUGUUCUUUGCCGCUACCAGCUCGCCUCCUCCCUAACUAAACUCGAAAGAAAGAAGGGAAGAAGAAGAGAAGGGGAAGGAGAAGGUUUUCCUUGAGCUAGGGUUUGUUCUAUCGAUCGAUGGCCGUGUCGAUGUCGAAUAGGAGUAAGGACAUGGAUCGGAUCAAGGGGCCGUGGAGUCCGGAGGAGGACGAGUCGCUUCAGAAGCUGGUCCAGAAGCAUGGGGCCAGGAACUGGUCUUUGAUCAGCAAGGCGAUACCGGGGAGGUCCGGGAAGUCGUGCCGGCUCCGGUGGUGCAACCAGCUCUCGCCGCAGGUGGAGCACCGCCCCUUCACGCCGGAGGAGGACGAUGCCAUCAUCCGCGCCCACCGUCGCUUCGGAAACAAGUGGGCCACCAUCGCCCGCCUCCUCUCCGGCCGGACCGACAACGCCAUCAAGAACCACUGGAACUCCACCCUUAAGCGUAAGUACUCCUCCGCUGCUGUCGCUCCUGCCGUCGACGACGCCGCCAUGGUGGCCGCGGAUGAUGCGGCGGCGCGGCCUCUCAAGCGCUCUAGCAGCGUCGGGCCGGUCCUCUCCUCCGGCGGUGGGUUCUGCUUGAGCCCCGGUAGCCCAUCCGGCUCUGACCUCAGCGAUUCUAGCCACCCGUUGAUCUCUCCUGUCGCCGCCGCGGCUGCAUCGGCGUCCCACAUCUACCGCCCGCUGCCGAGAACCGGCGGCAUCGUCCCACCGGCCUCAUCCACUCACCAGCACCAUCAUGGCGAAGCCAACCCCGCCGUAUCGUCCACCCUCCAGCCCAACAACGACGAUCCGGUCACCUCCCUCUCUCUAUCCCUCCCGGGAUCGGACAAGCCCGAGCCAUCCGAUCACCACCGAGCUAACCCAGACCAGCUCCAGCUCCUGGCGGCGCCGCCGCCGCCGCCGGAGCAGGCGAUGCCGCUCCACCCGCCGCCGCCGCCGCCCCUGGUGCAGGCGAUGCCGCUCCACCCGCCGCCUCCGCCGCCCACGAUGACCCCCUCCGCUGCCGCCGACGAGCGGAGGCAGCCCCCGGAGGAGGAGAGGCGGCCGGCGUUCCCCUUCAGCGCUGAAUUCCUGGCCUUGAUGCAAGAGAUGAUCCGCAACGAAGUGAGAAACUACAUGUCGGGACUGGAGCAGAGCGGCAUGAUGUGCGUGCAACCGCCGCAGGAGAGCAUCCGCAACGCCGCCAUCAAGCGGAUCGGCGUCACCAAGAUCGAGUAGUAGUUUAGCUCCCAAUGGAAGGAUCGACGGAACGAAAGAAGGAAUUGAGGAUGGAACAGGUCUUCGAAGAAGAAGACCCCAAAAAAAAAAAAAAAAAAGCUUCUUUAGAUGUUUAGCUCUCUAAGCUUCGCUUUUUCUCUCCCUUCCUAUAUAAUUAAAAUCCGCUCUCUUCCCCCCCCC
Phoenix dactylifera (date palm) is the source of this 1452-nucleotide messenger RNA. The record is from RefSeq and is a predicted model, not a curated record. Lineage: Eukaryota; Viridiplantae; Streptophyta; Magnoliopsida; Arecales; Arecaceae.